CUCCUUGAGAGUACCUGGAGCAAUUGGUUCCAUAGAUGAGCCUGACUGGAGAAUCAUAAAGCAGCAAGGUGUUGCAGUGGGCCAAGCCAGAAACAUGAAGAUCAGCUUCAGCUUGGGCAGGAUGCCUUUCAGUGGAAGCCUUGUUUUCAUCUUGGCCACAAUUCUACUUUCCACAUGUGUGAUAUCCAUGAGCAUUCAAGUGCCUGUUGAGAAAACGGUUGAUGUAGCCUCAACUGCGGCCAAUGGAUCAGGAGCAGAGGUUCCUAAAAAGGAAGGUGCUUUUGAGAAAUACAACCUCAAACCCAACGAGUUGGAAGUCGAUUCCAACGAGGUGGAUUUGACUGAAGAGGAUGAUUCCUGGGAUAAUAUUGGAGCUAUUAUACCUGACCUAGAAGUUCUGGACUCCCCACAAGUUAACGGAACAGAGGGAGUCAAUAAGGAGCAAGGAACUACUUUGUGGGGAUCUCUAAACACCUCAGAACCCAGAAUUCCUGAAGAAGAAAAUCUGAAGAUAAUUGAAGAUGAGGAAGAUCCUCUGGCUCUAUUAAGUCUUAUUAUUAAAAGAGCUAUUGCAGAAGAUUACGGAGCUGGUGAAUUAGAGACCAUCGAUGAGGAUGACUUUUCUUUUUCUGACUUGCCCAAGAUUUUUGAGCCUUUAAUAAAGGUUUUCUCCGGCUCUCCAAGAUCUGAGCCUCCUCCACCGGAAGAUUUUCUCUCUUGGUUUCCUUCUCUAAAGGAGCUUCUGGAUCCCCCAAGGGAGGAACCUAGUUCAGUCACCAGUUCACCAAGGAACAGCAUCACACAGCCAGCCAGAAGUUCUAGUCUCCCUACUUCAUUAGAGCCAUCUCUUCAGAUGGCCUCCGCCGUCCCUUCUGCUCAGCCAAAUGAAGCAGAGAACCUCCCCGUCCCCUCUUCACUUGAGGAAUCAUUCACUUCUAUUGUUCCAACUCUCCCUACCCCACCUCAAACGAGUGAGAAUUCUCUCUCGGAUGACUCAGAUUCUGAAGAGAGAUUUGAUUGAUCAGAAAUAUCAGCUGGAUCAGGAAUAUGUAGCCUUACUUUUUCUUGCUUUUCCUGGAAAUUGAGAAAAUAAAGACACCGGUUAAGGAAGAUUUUGAGGUGGGGAAGAAACACCAUUCUUAAUUUUUAGCUUUUUUUUUAAAAAAAGGGAUCUGAACAAAGCACAAUAUAUGCUUUGAUAACAAAUGCUUUUUUGAAGGGAAGAGGAAUAUGAUCUUGUAUACACAGCAAUCCUUUCGAAUUUUCUUUCUACUUAAGUUGGAAAUGUCCCUUUGAUGAGUACUGUUAUGACAAUAAAGUAACUAUAUUUCAGA
Molecule: messenger RNA, 1334 nt
Organism: Ahaetulla prasina
Lineage: Eukaryota; Metazoa; Chordata; Lepidosauria; Squamata; Colubridae
Exons: 2
Coding region: 95-1021 (308 amino acids)
Source: RefSeq, a predicted model, not a curated record